Messenger RNA from Pecten maximus, 4547 nucleotides. RefSeq lists its product as uncharacterized. The transcript has 4 exons. The record is from RefSeq and is a predicted model, not a curated record. NCBI's taxonomy places the organism in Eukaryota, Metazoa, Mollusca, Bivalvia, Pectinida, Pectinidae. The coding region runs from base 81 to 614 and encodes 177 amino acids.
GCGAGGUGAUCAUUACCUGAAACCUACCUAUCAUUAUCAGAAACUGUGAACGAUUGGAAGACCAUCUCGAUUCUGUGAACAUGUCAGCUAUACUUGGAUCAUACAGGCUCUCUCAGAAGAGAAAGGCAGAAAAAUUAAAAAUAAAGAAAAAGCAACAAGAGAUUAAAAAAGAGCUGAAGGCAAGCCAGCAGAUAGACCCACCGAAUUAUCAGUACCAGCAUCCCAACGACUUUGAAGGUGCCCAACCAUGCGCUCCCAUCUGGGAGGAUGGAGUCUAUGAUGACUCGCCAUUUUCUCCAGACGUUGUAUUCGAUCCGGAGUAUUCUGAAUGGAAAUUCAUGUAUGGGCCGAGUGAGGAUCAGGAAAAACUCUACGUGGUCAGAAUAUAUCGGUCGGAUAGGAUCUUGUACGUGAAUGGCGAAAAGUUGAAGCCAAAUGAUUACAAUUUGGAGGAACAAAAAGGAGGAAGUGUUAUUAAAAUCCACUUCAGGGUUGGGAAGUUCAAAUGUGAGAUUAAGUCGUCUUUAACGGAAACCCCAAAUGACCAGAAUCAGACCCUGAUCUUUAACGGAAAUCGCAUACAGUUUGAAGAGGAUGCUUUCGAUGCCGAGUAAACGCCUGUGAUGAAGAGGAUACCUCUAUAUUGUGCCUGUGAUAAACAACUCUUUCUCUUAGAUUUGAUAUUAAAUGUUUUAAAUUAAAUGUUUUAAAAGACAAAUCUUUAUUGACAGUCGUCUUGUAUGGUACGACGUCCAUGUCAUUCACGACAUUUUAUUGCAUCUUUUGGAAUGUACAAUAUAUCAAUUUGUUGCCAUCGCUUUAUUGGUAUUUUCUAUCGGUUUCCUGAACCAACAACCCAUACCCAAAGUCCAAACUAUAGUCACCAUAUGUUGAGGAAGAUGUUGCGUAAUGCUGUGGAAAGUGCUGCCCACAUUUUAUUGCAAGUGUUAUUGACAAAUAUGCGAUUGUUUUUGUUAAUUUAGAAAUGUGUCUAUCACAGGGGUUCUGCCAUUCCAGGAUAUUGUAUUUAAGGUAUGAGUUAUGAUUUAAUGCAAAUCGUUUAAGUGAGGAUUAAGAUUACGAAUGAUCGUGUUUAGGAGAUUGCUAUAGUAUUUAUGUUUGUGUAGCAUAACUAUUCAAAACACAGGCUGAGCGGACAUAAUUGCAUUGCAACAGGCACGUGGUACCGCAUUCCGUAUGUUACACAUUUUAUAUCAGCCAUAACGUAAUUAUGAGUACAAACCUUUAGCAAGACGCAAGUUAAUGGUAGCCCCCUUUUUACGCCUCUUAAUGCCAGCUGGGCAGAUAUACUUACCCCGGAAGUAUAUGUAUAUAGGUUAUUGAUUAAAAUAACGUAGCUAUUGUAUUGUAGUUUUGGUGUGAGCAAUAAUAUUAUUGUCAGUGUUUAAUUCCUUUGUGUUAUUUUUUUUUCUUUAUUUAUUUUUCCCAUUUUAAUAUCAUGUUGUUGGAAUCUGUGUUUUUAUUUAAAAUGGUUUUGAAUGUUAAAUUUGAAUUUUAAAUGUAAAAUGUGGGACCAUCAUUGUCUUUAUGGCAAGUUUUAGCCCAGUUGGCAAUGCAUUGUCUGUUUUAAAAUUAUGUUUAUUUCUCCCACCUCUGCCUAUGCAAGAACGCAUUCAUGUGCUAUAUAUGCCACUGACACAUGUUGACAUUAUUUUUUGUGUUUGAUUUAGAUGUUAAGUUAAUCAUCUAAAUUUGAAAAAAAAUCACUAUGAUACAGUAAGCUGACGCCAUCCUCAUAAAAUGUAUUACGUAAGCCAGUUUCAAAAUUUAUCACCUAGAGAAAAACUACGAUUCUUGCAUAGCCAGAAACCUACUUCAACUGUUCAGAUGAUUGAUAAUUAAACAACAUUGUGCAUAGUGCAGCGCUAAUCUACGAGUGGUCUAUUUUUCGUUCUGUUAAUAUUCACGUUGAAUAGAACUGGGCUAUACUAUCAAUACCUGGUACAUUCUGGGUGAGAGGUGGGAGAAAUAUAUUAAUUACAAUGACGGUAUUAUAGAUAUAUGGAAACUUCUCUCUAAUGUUUUUGACAGAUGAGAUCAGGAUUUCUAUAUCAUCUAAGCCUAAAUAUGAUAUACUCUUUUAGUGUUUGGAUAAAUAUUUAUUAAGAUAAAAUUGUAUAAGUGUUUUGUUGAGCGCCGUUUCCAACGAUAUGCAGGUGAGGAAUUUUUGGUCAAAGCUUCGGCGAAAAUUGAAGUGAUGAUACGAGUUGUGCAGAAGAUGAUUGAUCACAACGUGACCUGACUCAGUUGUACUGAAUUAUUCGAAAACUAUCAACAGUUGUAUCAAGGAGUUAAAUUCCGAUUAGGCAUAAUGUGUGCCUAUUUACAAACUAAUAUGUUAAGGUAAUAGAUAUCUAACAGAUAUCCAAUAAAUAUGUUUCAUUAAAUAAACAUCAAUUAACAUCGAUUUCCAGUAGAAACUUUAAUAAAUUGACGUUCGGUACAAUUGAGCCAAUGAUAGUUUAAUCAACGAAAUAUUUGACCAUAAUAGUAUUCAAAUCAUUCUAAAUGUGCUAACAGUUGUUUGUUAUAUAAUUGCCUAAAAUAACUAAUAUUACCCUGAAAAGUUGUAUGCAUGAUGGUCAAACAAACAAAAGUAAUGCGCAAUAACGAACAUUUAAAUGUGGUUUUGGGACGGUUCUAACCUUUUUUAUACAUGCGACAUAAAUUUAUUCUCUUAAUGGUAGAGCCAAUGAAUGCAAUAAUAAUCUAGUUUUUGUCACAAGAUAACAGUACAUAGACUUGAAAUCGAUAUAUUGUUUCAUAGUGGGGAUAACAUGUUGUACAUGUGCGACUGGAUAUAUGUGUGCAUAUCAAACAGGUUUGUGUACUUUGUCGUAUUGAUUACUAAACAAGGGGGGAUCAAUCAAGUCUGUAUACAGAUCGAGUGUUACCAGCGCCCUGUUGACAAACGCAUUACUCUGACCAUUGUUCAAAGCAUUUGUAUCAUAAUCAAUAGUUUUAUAUUCGUUCUCACAAUAUUAGAUUUUGUCUUUGUAUAUUGAUAUUUGGAGAAGUAUGUCGGAUGCCAUAUCAUUUAGAACAGAAUAGAAAGAACAUUUUUGUUGAAGAAUUUUUCUUUUAUUUGAAACAUAUUUUAAUUAAUUGACAUGAUAAUAUCAUAACAGCGACCACAUCUAUUAAAUUGCCUCCUUUUGAAUCAUUUUAACGCACAAUUAUAGCACGUAACAUGUCAAAUUAUUCUUGACUCUUUUUUAAAAGAAAUUUUCCGUCCUUACAUUCAGAUUAAAAACUCACAUGGUCUUGGUAAUGCCAUACACAUGUUGUUAUUGGUGGUUGUUUGGUAACUGUAUUUUAAUUUUUGAGUAUUAACAUUUUCGUAAUUGUUAAAUACAUGAUUUCAGAUGAAAGCUUUACAAAAGUUGGAUACAGUUUUUUUGAAUGAAUGUAAGUCAUGGACUAUAGUUUCAUUGAAUUUUGUUAUUUUUAUACCAUCCUUAUGCUCUGAUUUUCUCAUGCUUGUCUUUUACAGGUAUGCAAAACAAACUGAAAUCUUUAUGAAAUUUCACUAUUGUAGACUACUUGAACAUGAAAUAAACUCAAGUUCAUUGAAAUGAAAUUCCGAAUACAAAAUUAUAUCAAAUAAAAUCGGUUGAACUUGAUACUUAACUAAUUCGAACACUAUUUCAAUGUUUACAUAUUAUCUAAAUAACUGAAAACCAACGACAUAUUUGGAUAUCAAAGCGGAUGUGAAAUUAACCAUUUAGUAUUUCUAGCCUACAGCAAAUUUCAUAAUUGCACCGGUUAAUAUUAAAAAGUAGACAUAAAUUUAUUAGAAUGAUCACUUCGGGGAUUUAAUAAUAUUCAAACAGCUAUAAAAUCCAAUAUCAAAGAGGAAUAACAAUAAUUGUGUUUAAAUUGGGAUUAUAAUUCGUGUAUAUCCGACAUGAGUUUGUGUACCAUCAUAGCUGAUUGUAAUUCCGGCUGGACGGAACUGAAAUGCAUACAUUUGUACAUAUUUCAUACAUUCAUAAAAAUCAUAAAGUUUUACUCAUUUUUCGAAUAAUUCAUUUUCAACAUACCCAAUUACUACAUGCAAAAGUAAUGCUUCAAAGCAAACGAGGAAGAAAGAAAUUAAUCAAGUAUUCGGUUACAUUUGAAUUUUAAAUCACGUUUUUGAGUACUGGAUAACCAUAAUUUAACCGUAGUUGAAAAGAAAAAAAAGUAUUGUGAAUGAUAGUUUAUAGAUCUGAUAAAGUUAAAAACAAAUACUGGCCCUUGAUUACAUCCAGGUACUUGGUUUAAUCCAAGAAACUAUGAUUUAUUACACACCAUCGGUAAACAAUACCCUUUUUCUGUGUCAAAUAUGACACGCGAAUUACGGUAAUAUAUAUUACUACCUGUGCUUAGUAAAGAGAAGUAGAGAGAAUUGGGUAAAUUCAUGUUUGUUUUUUAUCAUUGUUCAUAUGUUAUUGUAUUUUAGGGAGACUGUACGAAGUUAGAAUUGUUACACAUUACAAACUAGAAAUUAAAAACAAAACGAUACAAUAAAUGUAUUGUAUGUA